UAAAUGCGCGGUCACACUGCCCUGUUGGCUAAAAUAAUAAUAAAACGCGAACUUUGUGUUUGUUAACUGAAUGCCCGGCCCACAGACACUCGCGUCAGCAGCAACAUCAUGGGCAUCCUAGAGAAGAUUGCUGAGAUCGAGCGUGAGAUCGCACGCACGCAAAAGAACAAGGCCACCGAAUACCAUUUGGGUCUGCUGAAGGCGAAGCUAGCCAAGUAUCGCUCCCAGCUGCUGGAGCCCACAAAGAAGGGCGAAAAGGGCGAGGGAUUCGAUGUGCUCAAAAGCGGAGAUGCCAGAGUGGCGCUUAUUGGUUUUCCGUCUGUGGGAAAAUCCACAAUGUUGUCCACCCUCACCAAGACAGAGUCGGAGGCGGCCAACUAUGAAUUCACCACGCUGACCUGCAUUCCCGGCGUAAUCGAGUACCAGGGCGCCAACAUUCAACUGCUCGAUUUGCCCGGUAUCAUUGAGGGUGCCGCCCAGGGCAAGGGUCGUGGUCGUCAGGUGAUUGCCGUGGCGCGCACAGCCGAUCUGGUGCUGAUGAUGCUCGAUGCCACCAAGCCGAAUGUCCACAGGGACCUGCUCGAGCGUGAGCUGGAGUCGGUGGGCAUUCGGCUGAACAAGCGCAAGCCCAACAUUUACUUUAAACAGAAAAAGGGCGGCGGCCUGAGCUUCAAUUCGACCUGCACCCUGACGCGUUGCAGCGAGAAAAUGGUCCAAUUGAUUCUACACUCCUUUAAGAUCUUCAACGCCGAGGUGCUGUUCCGGGAGGACUGCACCGAGGACGAGUUCAUCGAUGUGGUCACUGCCAAUCGUGUCUAUCUGCCUUGCCUCUAUGUGUACAACAAAAUCGAUCAGAUCUCCAUCGAGGAGGUGGAUCGCCUGGCCCGCCAGCCCAACUCCAUUGUCGUGAGCUGCAACAUGAAGCUGAAUCUGGACUACAUGCUGGAGGCCCUCUGGGAGUCCCUACAACUGAUCAGGGUAUACACCAAGAAGCCCGGCGCACCGCCAGACUUUGAUGAUGGUCUGAUUUUGAGAAAGGGUGUUAGUGUGGAGCAUGUCUGCCAUGCCAUUCAUCGCACGCUGGCCGCGCAGUUCAAGUAUGCCCUGGUCUGGGGCACAUCCACGAAGUACUCGCCCCAGCGCGUGGGCAUUGCCCAUGUGAUGGGCGACGAGGAUGUCAUACAGGUGGUCAAGAAGUAGGCGAUUCGCGAUUCGUUUUGGUGUAACCAGAUUGUUGAUCUUUGUCUCUGGCCCGGUUGGAAAUGAAAUAUAUUCUAUUCUAUAUUUAAA
Messenger RNA from Drosophila obscura, 1290 nucleotides. RefSeq names its product developmentally-regulated GTP-binding protein 2. Bases 109 to 1200 code for a protein of 363 amino acids. Gene Ontology annotation, cellular component: cytoplasm. Gene Ontology annotation, biological process: cytoplasmic translation. NCBI's taxonomy places the organism in Eukaryota, Metazoa, Arthropoda, Insecta, Diptera, Drosophilidae. The record is from RefSeq and is a predicted model, not a curated record. The transcript has 4 exons. Gene Ontology annotation, molecular function: GTP binding; GTPase activity.